AUGCGCAAACCAUAUAUGCGAAUUCCGUAUACGGAUGUCCUAGCAUCUCCCACUGUCAUCCCUCAGACCGCGAAUACCAUCUCAGGAGCUAUUGCGGCUCUGCAGGAAUUCUUUGGAGCAGCAUCGACAAGAGGAUCUCCAUCUACGGUAGUCCUCACAGGGGCCGGUAUAUCUGUAGCUAGCGGACUCGCAGACUACCGAGGACCUAAUGGUACAUAUCGAGUAAACAAAACAUAUCGGCCCAUCUAUUACAGCGAGUUUCUUCAGAACCACGAAGCUAGGAAACGGUACUGGGCUAGGAGUUUUCUCGGCUGGACCACUCUACUGAAAGGAAAACCUAAUGCUGGUCACUAUGCGGUGAAACACUUGGGCGACUUGGGACUAGUUCGGAGUGUGAUUACGCAAAAUGUGGAUUCGUUUCAUCCAAAAGCUCAUCCUCAACUCUCCACGAUUGAGUUACAUGGCUACUUAAGAUCAUGCAUAUGUACGUCAUGCCAUGAAGAACUGCCGCGAGACACAUUUCAGCAUGAGCUAGCUAGGUUAAACCCUGCCUGGGCAGAGCUCCUACAAGAGGUUCUAGCUUCUGGUGCUUUGGAUACAGAGAAUCCGGAUGAAAGGCGAGCUAGGGGUUUGAGGACGAAUCCUGACGGUGAUGUUGAUCUCCCAGAUGCGCCAUACACAACAUUCCGUUACCCAGCCUGCCCGAGAUGCCUUACAUCUCCGCCUGCCAUUGCGGAUGGGAGCUAUGCGAAGGUUGAGGUUGAUACGGAUGGUGCAUGGAAGCCAACUAGCACAGCUGGGAUUUUGAAACCAGCAGUUACUAUGUUCGGAGAGAAUAUUCGCGUGCCUGUCAGGGCUGCAGCAGAGCAAGCUAUUGAAAAUGCUGGAAGCUUGUUGGUCUUAGGUACAUCCCUGGCGACUUAUUCUGCGUGGCGAUUGGCUAAGAGGGCUAAGGAUCGAGGCAUCCCCAUUGCGAUCAUCAAUCUUGGAGGCGUCAGAGGGGAAGAAACAUUCUUUGCUAACCUCGAUCCGUCCCAAAAGGGAAAUCAAGGAGUAAGAAUAGAGUUAUCCACUGACGAGCUGUUACCUGCUCUUGUAGAGCAAUUAAGAAAGUCCUCUAGUAUAAAGGUUGCUGCAGAGGGCCAUGAUCAUAGCCCUAAACAACAUAACGCCUCAGUAUUCAAAGACAUGAUGUCGUAA
Messenger RNA from Daldinia childiae, 1200 nucleotides. Its product is annotated as NAD-dependent protein deacetylase SIR4. Bases 1 to 1200 code for a protein of 399 amino acids. Gene Ontology annotation, molecular function: NAD+ binding. NCBI's taxonomy places the organism in Eukaryota, Fungi, Ascomycota, Sordariomycetes, Xylariales, Hypoxylaceae. The record is from RefSeq and is a predicted model, not a curated record. The transcript has a single exon.